AUGUUUUUAUUUUUCUUUCUAUCAUUUUUUUUAUUUUGUGUUAAUUGCCAAUUUCCAUUUAUUGGACAACAACAAUCAUUUAUUCCUCCAGGACAACGUGGACCUAUUAAUAUUCCUCCAGGACAACGAGAAUCUUUUAUUCCUCCAUUAGGACAACAAGGACCUUUUAUUCCUCCUGGUCCUCAUCAUCCUCAUUCACCUCAUGGAAAACAUGAUAAAGGUUCUAAUAAUUUACAAAAUUUUAUUUCAUCUUUUAUUUCACCUGGUGCACAUGGUAUGAUGCAAAUGAUACCUGAGACUAUAUUAAAUAAUAUUGAUCAAGUUACACAUACAAUAUUUAAAGGUCCAUCUAGAAGAUGGAAAUUUCCUCCACAUAUGAUAAGAAGAAUGGUCAGAUUUUGUAAAAGGCAUCCACAAGCAAAGAAAUGUAAUCAAUUAUCAGAACGUAUUAGAAAUAAAUUUGAAAAAUUUACUUCUGGUCCAAAUAUUGGAGGAUUAAACUUUUGGGAUAGAGAUGUUUUUGGUGGUCUUAAACAAUAUGAAAGACCUAAAAUGCGUAAAAUAAGGCUUCCAAAUUUUCUUGAAGGUGUUCCUUCAUUAUUUCAUAAACAUCUUCCAAAAGUUAUGUAUGGUAAUAUUGAAUCAACAUAUAAAAGCAAAAUGAUGAAAGUGUGCCAAAGUAAAUCUUGUAAUGAACAACCUGAAGAAGCAAUAGAUAAAAGAGCAAGUGUCGCAGAUGGAUUGUUAGCUUUUCAAUAUUUUUUAACGCCUAACCAGAGUAUUGAACAGAUGGAUCAGACAAUUGAGAUGAACCUUAUGCGUACAAUGCAGGUGAAAGAAGCACUUAUUAAAAAUGCUGGAUUAGAAGGGCAAGUAGAACCUGUUAAUGACGGUACCUUUCAACAUGAUGUAUUGUUAACAGAAGAACAAUCAAAUAUAAUGCUAAAUCAGAUUACUAAUUCUGAAGGAGCAGGAAUUAAAAGAAGAAGAAAAAGAUCUAGUUUAUUUUUAGAAGGAGUGCCGACAUCUAAAUGGCCAUUUACUGAAAAAAUUAAGUAUACAUUUGAUUCAACUAUGGAUGAAAAUAAUAAAGCUACCGUAAAAAGUGCUAUAAGAGAAAUUGAAUCAAAAACAUGCGUUAGAUUUGUUUAUACACCAACAAAACCAUCUGGAGCACAUUUAUAUUAUAUUAAGUAUGCCAGCGGGACAUUCUGUGGCUUAAGUUAUAUUGGUCGUGUAUUACCCUCAAAUCCAAUAUAUCUGUCAUUUUCAUGUGAAAAUUCAAUUGGAAUAGCUGUUCAUGAAACAUUACAUGCUUUAGGUUUAAAUCAUGAACAAUUACGUGGCGAUCGUGAUGAAUAUAUUCAAAUUAACUGGGAAAAUAUCAAUCCUCAACAGUAUGAUUUUUUUGCAAUUGCUGAUAGUAAACAAUUUACAAGUUAUGGUGUUCAAUAUGACUAUGGCAGUAUUAUGCAUUAUGACCAAUUGAUCGCAUCAUCGAAUGGGAAACCUUCGAUGAGUGCAAAAAUAAAUCCCUCAAUGAACCAACGAUUAAUGGGGCAACGUCGCGGGUUAAGUGAAAGAGAUGUUGAAAUAAUACAAAAAAUGUUCUGUAUGCCAGAUUGUGAAGAUAAGAACGUUUAUUGUGGUCAUUGGAGCUUAAAAAAUCUUUGUGGUGCACCAGGUACACCAACACAAAAUAGUUGGAUGAUGCAAAAUUGUCAAAAAUCAUGUGGUUUUUGCGGGUUUUAA
This is a messenger RNA of Strongyloides ratti, 1752 nucleotides long. Its product is annotated as Astacin-like metalloendopeptidase. Gene Ontology annotation, molecular function: zinc ion binding; metalloendopeptidase activity. NCBI's taxonomy places the organism in Eukaryota, Metazoa, Nematoda, Chromadorea, Rhabditida, Strongyloididae. The transcript has 7 exons. Gene Ontology annotation, biological process: proteolysis. The record is from RefSeq and is a predicted model, not a curated record. Bases 1 to 1752 code for a protein of 583 amino acids.